Molecule: messenger RNA, 2583 nt
Organism: Plasmodium vinckei vinckei
Lineage: Eukaryota; Apicomplexa; Aconoidasida; Haemosporida; Plasmodiidae
Product: conserved Plasmodium protein, unknown function
Exons: 1
Coding region: 1-2583 (860 amino acids)
Source: RefSeq, a predicted model, not a curated record
AUGACUACGGCUAUUGCGAAUAAUCAUCGCAUAUCCAACCCAUUUUUAAUUAAACUUUAUUUGUAUAAUGUGUCAAAGAUAAAUAUUGACACUUACAUGAAUAUAUUAAAUUUAUAUAAUUGGGAUGAAGACUAUAAAAAUGAAAAAAAUAUUUUAAAUAAAAAUGAUUAUAAUAAUCCUCAAUUUUUUUUAUAUAAAUAUUUUCAUUAUUUAAAUGAAUAUAACAAUGAAAAAAAAAACAAAAUAAUACAAUUGCUAACAUUUUUAUAUUCCAAAAACUUACGAGAAUAUUAUGAUAAAAAACACAAUUUUUAUAAUUCAUUUAUUCAUAUAAAUACUUUUUUUUUUACACAACUUGGUUAUCUACACCAAAAGACAGAUAUAAAUCACCUUAAUAAAGUAGAGCAAAAGGAAAGAGAAAAACAAAAAGAAAUAAACAUUGUCAGAUAUAACUAUAGCUUAUAUACAGACAUUUUUUUAUAUGCCCUAGAUUUCUAUAUAUAUCAUCUAUCAAAAAAUUAUAAUUUUUUAAAUAUAGAACAAUUAAAUAUACUUGCUGAAAUUUUUGCAAAUAUAAAUAUAUCCCCUAAUAAUCAUAAUUUAUAUGUAAAUGAAUUUAAAAAUUACAAUGAUAAGAAAGAUAUGCUUGAAAAUUCUUUCUUUGAAAAAGUAGCACACACAUUUAGUAAUGACUCAAAUUUAUAUGAUAUUGAUAUAAAUAAUAAAAUAUGUUUAUUUUAUAUAUACAUAUCUAAAUCUAUAAUACGACAAACUUAUUCACACAUUGUAAACAAUUGUAGAGAAGGCACCAAAAAAGAGCUUAAAGAUUUAAUAUCGAAUAAUGUAUAUAAUUGUAAAAAUAUUUUAGACUGUUUAUUAAAUAAGUAUAAAAAAAAUACUGAUGAACAAUUUGCUCAAUAUAUAACAUUAAAAAAAAAAUAUAAUAAAAAAAAUUUGAAUAUAAAUGUUUUAAAAAAAUAUUUAAAUAGUAUUAAAUAUUUAAAUAUUAUAAACAUAAAAAAAGAUUUUUAUAUAAUAUGCUACUUAUAUUUUAAUAGCUACUUAUUUAAUAAAUCUAUUUAUUAUUCAUCUUUAAUUUUUUAUUUAUUACAAAAAUAUAAUUUACAGUAUACUUAUAUUUUUAACAUACUUUUAAUCAAGUUUACUUUAUUUUUUUUAAAUAAGAAAACUUUCAGUGAUUAUAAUGAUAAGGUUAUUUGUGACUCGAUCAAUAAAUAUAUAGACACAAUAUUAGUCCUUAAAAUUAAAGAAGAAGGAAAGAAAAAUGGAAAUUCUACAAAUGAAAUGGACAACAACAUAUUUACACACACAAACGAGCAUACAAAAAAUGGUAAGCCAAUUCCAUAUGAUAAUAAAUCUGAUCCAUAUAUUGAUAUAUAUAUAAGAGAAUAUAAAGACAAUCUAAAUAUUUACAAAUAUAUACAUAAAAAUAGUUAUAAAAAUUAUGACAAUAAAUUUUUAACAUACUUUGAAUAUACCGUUUUGAGCUUAUUCAAAUAUCUUUACUACAACAUCAAAUGGUGUAGACCAAAAAAAGAUAAAAAAGAAAAGGAAAAAAUUAUAUCUACACAGAAUAAACAAAUUUAUGGUACCGAGAAUAACUUUUCAAAAAAAAACAAAAUAUUUGUCAGUAAAAAAUAUAAGAAAUUUAAUUCAUAUUUACCGGAAAAUCUUUUGUCCAACAUUAUACUUUUAUCAAUAUACGUCCAGAACUGCUUACCAUUAUUAUUUUCCUAUAUGCAAAAUAUGAAAAAAAUAAAUAAACUCAAAUUGUGUGCACAUUUAAAAAAAAUAAAUAAAACAUAUUUAAAUAGUUUAUUACACCCACGAAAUAGAACUCAUAACAUAUUUGUAUAUAAAAAAUAUAUAAAGGAAAAUGCUUGUGAAAUAGUACCUUUUUACAAAUUUUUAUUUCAUAUAUACAACAUUUUUAGAGAGCUCAUUAUAUUAAACAAUGAGGAGAAUUAUGUAAAAAUAAAUAAAGAAAAUAUAGAAUGUAGUAACACUAUUCAUAAGGAAAACAAAAACGAAGAAGAAUAUAAUAUAUAUUGUAAUAUAAAAAAAAAUAAAAAAAAUAAAAUUCAAACAAGUAUUACACAUUAUUAUAUAAGCAGUAACUUAAAAAAAAUUAAUUAUAAUAAAAAAUUAUAUAAUGAAAAAAAUAUAUUAACUUUUUUUUGUGACAUAUAUUUUGAUAAUAAUAUAAUUGAAGUUGAUGGUCCAAAACAUUUUUUUAUAUAUUAUUCUAUAAAUAAUAAUGAAAACAAUUAUUUCACAUCAUUUAUAAAAAAAAAUAAAGAAAUCUUUUAUUAUAAUUAUAUAUUCCCAUUAUUUUUUAAUCAAAAUAUAAAUACUCUCAAUAUAGACAAUAAUUAUGAUACAAAAUUAUACCAUAUUUAUAAUGAUAAAAGUAUUAAAAAAAACUUUUUUCUUUAUAUAUAUGGAUAUAAUAUAAAACACAUAAAUUAUGACAACAAAAAUAUUACCGAAUAUAAAUAUUUGUAUGAACUUUUAUUUAAGACAAAUAGCCAAUUGCAUGCUACCUCUUCUGGCAUUGUUUAA